AAUUACUUGUUUCGCAAGUUCGCUUAUUUGAACAAUUUAUUUUUCUAGUAGAUCUAAAUAAAUCAGAUCAAAAUUAUAUUUAUAUACGGCCAUGUGCUAACAUUUAUGUUCCAUAAGUACCACUACUCAGUGAAGGUAUUGUUAAUUUUAUUCAGACAUAUUUUAGUGAGUAUAUCUUCAAAAAUGAAAACUAUUUGAAGAGUCAAAGGAUCAAAUAGGAUUUCUAGUUCAAGUAAACUGCUUUUACAUCAUGAUGACUUAAUUUCAGAUUUAUAAAUUUUUAUUUUGGUUAUUAAUUUAGAAGUAUGUCUGAAAAUAAGAAAGAAGAGGUUUUAGAAAGGAGUGGCCCAGUAUUCAAUCCUCCUGUGUACAUUCAACGAUACACAACAGUUCGAGACAUUUUGUUCAAACUUCCUGGAAUUGAAAAGGUUGUAGAUUUUGGAUGUGCUGAAGGUAAAUUUAUUAAGUACUUAAAGAAAUUGCCAUUUGCUACAGAAAUUUCAUGUGUAGAUUUACACGAGCCAUCAUUAGAAAGUGCUGUGCAUGCUUCAAGACCCAAUGCAUGGGAUUUUAUAUUCAAACGUCAUCAACCUUUAAAAAUUAAAAUAUUCAAAGGAAGUGCCCUAGAAAAUGAUUCUCGACUACAAGGAUAUAAUGCUGUCACAUGCAUAGAGUUAAUUGAACACCUUGAACCAAAAUAUUUGGAACCUUUAACUGCUAAUAUUUUUGGAUUCAUUCGUCCAAAAAUAGCCAUUUUUACCACUCCAAACUGUGAAUUCAAUGUUCUUUUUCCUAAUCUGGAGGGAUUUCGGCACUGGGAUCACAAAUUUGAAUGGGAUAGAAAACAAUUUGAGGAAUGGUGCAACAGUAUAUUAGAUAACUUUCCUGAUUAUACUGUGAAGAUUCAAGGAGUAGGUGAUCCACCACCAGAAUCCUCUCAUCUGGGUCCUUUAUCACAAUUGGCUGUUUUUACAUUGAAAACAUCACCUUCGAAACAGCCAUACACAAUUAAUUCAAAUUCAGCAACAGAAACAUAUAAUUUGAUUGAUGAGCAUCUUUAUCCUGGACGUUCACAAGGUGAUUGUGAUGAAGUGAAUUAAAUUACUCUUAUAAAAACAUGGGAGCAAUUUUCUGUACUUUUAUAAUAUUUUAUAUGUAAGAUAAGAUAUUUACAUUAUUUAUUUUGUGUAUAUUGAUAAUUAAAGAGCUAGUCAUUAGAUUUAGAUUCAACGACAUGUUCUAUAGAACAUACACACUUUUGCCUUUAUUAUUAAAGAUGAAUGAAAAUAAUAUAUAUUGGGUAAAAAAAAUUUUUUCUUAUUUUAUAAUUGAAGACUGUUCGGUUUUCUCAUUAUCUGGAAGAACAGGUUCAAUAUGAUACAGCUUUUUAUCCUCAGCCGAUAUAGGACAUGGAGCUCCAGACAUGAGAUCUUUUCCAUCCAGUGAUUUGGGAAAAGCUAUCACUUCUGUUAUAGAUCGACAGCCACACAUUAAAGACAGCAAUCUGUCUAUUCCUACAAAAAAAUAUGUUAAAUAGAUUAUCAUUUUUAGAUAAAUUAUGGCAUUAUAUUAAAUCAUUUAUAUAAAUAAAAGAUGAAAUAACUGAUGCUCACUUCCUACUCUAUCUAUACCAAUAAUAAAGACAUUCUUUUUAUACCAAA
Argiope bruennichi is the source of this 1661-nucleotide messenger RNA. It is a transcript of the gene Hen1, whose product is annotated as small RNA 2'-O-methyltransferase-like. Gene Ontology annotation, cellular component: cytoplasm; nucleus. Gene Ontology annotation, molecular function: RNA methyltransferase activity; O-methyltransferase activity. Gene Ontology annotation, biological process: siRNA processing; piRNA processing; RNA methylation. Bases 306 to 1100 code for a protein of 264 amino acids. The transcript is spliced from 7 exons. NCBI's taxonomy places the organism in Eukaryota, Metazoa, Arthropoda, Arachnida, Araneae, Araneidae. The record is from RefSeq and is a predicted model, not a curated record.